This is a messenger RNA of Syzygium oleosum, 678 nucleotides long. RefSeq names its product putative receptor like protein 25. The transcript has a single exon. Gene Ontology annotation, molecular function: protein binding. The coding region runs from base 1 to 678 and encodes 225 amino acids. The record is from RefSeq and is a predicted model, not a curated record. Lineage: Eukaryota; Viridiplantae; Streptophyta; Magnoliopsida; Myrtales; Myrtaceae.
AUGAUGGGAUAUGAAAAUUCCGUGACCGUAAGCAUAAAAGGGAAAGAGAUUGAGCUACAAAAGAUCUUCACCGUCUUCACAACCCUUGACUUGUCACAUAACUCUUUUCAAGGGGAUAUCCCAGGAGUCAUUGGACAUCUUCACUCUCUCAUAGGGCUCAACCUUUCUCAUAACCACCUUAAUGGUUCCAUUCCUGUGAUUCUAGGGAACUUGAUUGAACUUGAAGGGCUCGAUCUAUCUUCAAACAUGCUUAGUGGGGAAAUUCCUAAAGUACUGGGAGAUUUGGCAUCCCUUGGAUACUUAAACCUCUCCAAGAACCAACUAAUGGGACGCAUACCUCAAGACAAGCACUUGAGCACAUUUUCAAAUGACUCGUUUGGUGGGAAUCCCGGCUUAUGUGGAACUCCCUUGCAAAAAGCAUGCCUUGGCGAUGCUCAACCUUCGCCGCCAUCGUCCUCGUCAAGUUUCAACCACAAAGGGCAUGAGAGUUGGUUCAAACAAAAAGAAGUGUGGAUCGGUUAUGCAUCUGGAAUCGUAAUUGGGAUUUCCAUAUCUUACAUUGCGUUUGAAACGGGAUGGCCCAAAUGGCUUGCGCGAGGUGUGAGAAUGCUGGAGAGAAGAGUAGCUGAGUGGAUGGAGACGCCAAAGCGGAAGGCCAUCAAAUUUCUUGGACAAUGA